AUGGAGCUGCAUGUGUUCACUGACGCGUCCGAACUAUCCUUUGCCGCCUCCGCAUAUUUGCGCUAUCCAAUCGAGGAUGGAUACAAUAGUUCACUUCUUGCGUCUAAGUCGCGCGUCGCUCCACUGAAAAUGUUGUCUAUUCCCCGCUUAGAACUUCAGGGGGCGCUGAUUGGUUCACGUCUUGUGGGCACAUUGGAGACCGAGCUCAACUUGCCUAUCAAACGCAAAGUAUAUUGGACAGAUUCAGAGAUCGUCCUCAAGUACAUAAAUAAUCCAGCUAGGCGCUUUAAACCAUUUGUGGCAAAUCGCGUCGCGAAGAUACUGGUGAAUACAGAUGUGUCCGAAUGGAGGCAUGUUCCUACAGACCAAAAUCCUGCUGAUAUCAGUUCACGAGGUCUCAAACUCAGGGAGUUGAUCUGA
Messenger RNA from Lineus longissimus, 420 nucleotides. RefSeq lists its product as uncharacterized. Lineage: Eukaryota; Metazoa; Nemertea; Pilidiophora; Heteronemertea; Lineidae. The record is from RefSeq and is a predicted model, not a curated record. The transcript has a single exon. The coding region runs from base 1 to 420 and encodes 139 amino acids.